Saccoglossus kowalevskii is the source of this 765-nucleotide messenger RNA. Its product is annotated as cytosolic carboxypeptidase 2-like. NCBI's taxonomy places the organism in Eukaryota, Metazoa, Hemichordata, Enteropneusta, Harrimaniidae. Gene Ontology annotation, biological process: proteolysis. The record is from RefSeq and is a predicted model, not a curated record. Gene Ontology annotation, molecular function: zinc ion binding; metallocarboxypeptidase activity.
CUCACAAUAAUGUCUUUUUUAUGAAAAAAACAUCAAUUUUUUACCAGUAUGCAUUUCUUAGCUGUUUGAAUAAACAAACAAAACACACAUAAUUGACAAUAUAACAAGAGAGGUGAUUAAUUAGACAUCAAUAGUUGGUGAAUUAUCUCUUCGUUUACACACCAUAGAAAGUACUGUACAGAUGGUAGAACGAACAGAACUUCUUCCAAGGACCAGCUCCAUCAAACACAUGAAAAGAUGGAACCUGACAAAGUAAAAAGAAGUAAUAUAUUAGUAACUAGAUCAGUAGACACGCACCAUAGUUACACACCUAGUUUUAAUAGAGGCAAAGAUUUCAAUAUCACAAAAAUCAUUAGUUCUGAAAGCAGCAGUCGAAUCAUACCCUAUCACAACACUAGCACAGAGUCAUAUCCAGAGAGAAGUAUGGGCAGUUCACAUCAUUUCAGACGAGCUGAGAAAGCUGAGACUUUGGCACAGUUAGCGGCAAGACGAUCUAAUAGUACUGGUGGUCUGAAAUACCUAGAUUCCACGUCACCUGAACGUUAUGAUACAAUUGAUGAACAGUAUGAAGAUAUGAUGACUCAUGAACCCCGGUCAGUUGCAAGUCAUUCACAUUACAGGCAUAUAAAAACACCAAUGGUUACAGAAGCAUCGACAAUUUCUUUGAGUUUAGGUGACAAAGUUUACAGCAACUAUGAUAGAUUUGCAAGUGCACGAAAAAACAACCGACCACCAUUGCUAAGGCACCACCCAAAGAGAUACUAG